Molecule: messenger RNA, 948 nt
Organism: Nannospalax galili (Upper Galilee mountains blind mole rat)
Lineage: Eukaryota; Metazoa; Chordata; Mammalia; Rodentia; Spalacidae
Gene: Lrrc52
Product: leucine rich repeat containing 52
Exons: 2
Coding region: 1-948 (315 amino acids)
Cellular component (GO): voltage-gated potassium channel complex
Molecular function (GO): transmembrane transporter binding; potassium channel activator activity; voltage-gated potassium channel activity
Source: RefSeq, a predicted model, not a curated record
AUGCCCCUCACUUCAGGCCCUGGCCCAAGGUUGUUACUCUUUUCCUUCGGAAUGGGGCUAGUAUCAGGGUCAAAGUGUCCAAACAAUUGCCUGUGUCAAGACCAAGAAGUAUUCUGCAUAGGGAAGCAGCUAACGGAAUACCCAUCUGACAUGCCCCUGAACACCCGGAGGCUAUACCUGAAGGAUAACAGAAUUACUAGCUUACCAGCGAUGCAGCUGGGACUCCUCAGUGACCUUGUUUACCUGGACUGUCACAACAACCGGAUUCAAGAGGUGAUGGAUUAUACCUUCAUCGGGGUCUUCAAACUCAUCUACCUUGACCUCAGCUCCAACAACCUAACCUCCAUCUCCCCAUUCAGUUUCUCAGUGCUCAGCAACCUGGUGCGGCUGAACAUUUCCAACAACCCUCACCUGUUAUCACUUGACAAGUACACCUUUUCCAACACCACCUCUUUGAGGUUCCUGGACCUGAGAAACACUGGCUUGCAGACCUUGGAUAGUGAUAGCCUCCACCACCUCCUGGUACUCCAGACCUUGUAUCUAAGUGGAAACCCCUGGAAGUGCAAUUGCUCUUUCCUGGACUUUGCCAUCUACUUAAUAAUGACCCAUCUGGAACACUCAGAUGGUCAAAAUGCCACGUGCAUGGAACCCGAAGAGCUGAUGGGGUGGCCCAUCAAACAGGUGGGGAACCCACUCCAGUACAUGUGCAUCACACACCUGGACCACAAAGACUACAUCUUCCUUCUGCUCAUCGGCUUCUGCAUCUUUGCUGCAGGCACUGUGGCUGCCUGGCUCACAGGUGUGUGCGCUGUGCUUUACCAGAACGCCCACCGAAAGUCAAAUGGGGAUGAUGCUGAAGAUGAGGCGGGGCACAGAGUGUACGUCACAAGGCAGAUUUUUCGAAGCACUACUAACCUGGACCAGAGCAGAUUCCCUCAGCUGAUGUAG